AUGGCCCGCAAAGAACCAGGGGGGAACCUUUUGGGUAAGCAGCAGGCCCCUUUUUGGGCCGACGGACCGUUUGCUGCUUUGCUUAAAACAAGGGAAUGGCUGCGUUUCAGGGACGUUGAAGAAUGCAGGGAUGUGCAUUGCGGCGGGGUGCCUGCAUGUGCCUGGGAGAUCUCGCGCGUGCCUACGAGAUGCAUAAUAUGUCGUAUCGUGCCUGCAGGACCCUGUGCCUGGAUCGCAACGGGGAUAAGCGGAGAAGCGGAGCAGUUGCAUUCAGCCGAGGAGACCCAGACACCAGAUUCCGUGCCACGUGACGUAUCUCUCCGCCGCUUCUGGGAAUGGGUCGAGCAUAGGCUGGAGGUCGCGGUUUCGCGUCUAAGCCCUCUAUGCGCAUUCGUGGCAUCGAGGAAUUCAGGUGCUACCAGUCUGGUGUAUGCUUUGCUGGAAGGAGAUAGCGAGAUGGGAUGUGGCCAAGUUGGGGUAUCACGUGGUCACGACGACGGAUUGAAACCAGGCAGAGAGAGAUAA
Molecule: messenger RNA, 525 nt
Organism: Lachancea mirantina
Lineage: Eukaryota; Fungi; Ascomycota; Saccharomycetes; Saccharomycetales; Saccharomycetaceae
Source: the annotation of a GenBank genome assembly